UGUGUAUAUGUCAUCGGAAGUCAUGAUUGUGUUCAUAUAAACCAAGCUCCUUAUGCAUACUUACUUGGGAUGUCUACCGUUGUCUAUUUGACAUCACUGUUGCAUAUCAUUGCGGUUGUCUGUUUUUCUACAGCAGAUUGUACUCUAUCGUCACGUUGGUGGUAUAUUUGCAAUUUUGCGUGCGCUCUAGGGUUAACAAAGCUGGUACCUCCUAGAGUAUAUGGAUUCAUAUUGACUGGGCCGUCCCGUGGAUUACAAUGUACACAUCUUCUUGCUUCCAAGAAAAACAAGGUCAAUGACCAUUCAAGGAAUAAGCGAGCGGUUUCGGAUGACGAUGAUGACCCAACUGCUGUUAGUGAAGCCGAGUUGGAUUCCCUUUAUGUGAAUUUAAAAUCACGCCUAAAAGAAGCCGAAGAGCAUUUACGGUACAAAAUAAGCCGUUUGACUCUGCAUAGAGCUACCCCUUCCUUAGUCGACUCUUUAACUGUUGAACUUCCAGGUGAGAAGAAGGAAAAGCAGUUGCAAUACGUAGCGCGUAUAAUCUCUAAGGGACCAUAUGAACUCCAAGUAUUACCUUUAGAUAUACACCACCUGGACGCUGUUUUCGUGAGUCUAAGUACUAAGUUGGUUGACUAUAAGGUUAGUAUGCAACCAGAUCGCAUAUCGGUAGUGAUCCCGUCGAUGACCGAAUUGAUGAUUCAACAAGCUCGAUCCGUUGUUAAGGAGACACAUAAUGAAGUGAAAACUAGAGUGCGCACUAUUCGACUGGACUUUGCAAAGAAGUUGAAAGGUAUGCGCAAAGGUCUUAGCGACGAUAUGUACUUCCGCCAAGAGAAGGAAUUAGAUUCUAUCGUAAAGCAGAGUGAACGUGUGGUGGAUCAAAUUGCCAACGGAGCCCUCAAGAGCUUAGGAUGAUCAUCUUA
Babesia bovis T2Bo is the source of this 923-nucleotide messenger RNA. Its product is annotated as Ribosome recycling factor family protein. Gene Ontology annotation, molecular function: ribosomal large subunit binding. The coding region runs from base 70 to 915 and encodes 281 amino acids. Gene Ontology annotation, biological process: translation. The record is from RefSeq and is a predicted model, not a curated record. The transcript has a single exon. Gene Ontology annotation, cellular component: mitochondrion. Lineage: Eukaryota; Apicomplexa; Aconoidasida; Piroplasmida; Babesiidae.